CUCGGAGCGCGAGUUGAACCUAAGGGAGUAUUAUAAGGCUGGUAAUAACAGCCUGCGUGUCUUUACCAAACUGCAGAAGAAAACACGGCUUGGUAGAAGUUCAGCGGCAGAGGUUGUGGCUUGGAAGGUUGAGCGAUCACCGUGGCAACCUGUCAUGUACUCUAUGGUUAUCACACGAUGAACGCCCGGCUGGAUUUCCGGUCUCGUCUCUAUGGCAAAAGGCAGUUAUACGCAUGCGCCCCUCAUUUCCCUGUUUAAAGGGAAGAGUACUGGUGAGGUUGUGGUUAAGGCAGCUUUUCUCGCUGGUUAGAAAAAAUGUAGAGAGGCAUGGUGUGUGCUUUGUGCCCCUCUGGUGGCCAGCUGGCAUUGCAGUGAUUUCAGCGCGGGGUGCGGGAAUAACAAAAAUAUAGAGAGAGUAGAGAGUCUUGUGGCAUUUUAAAGAGGAACAAACGUAUUCUGGCAUAAGCAUUGGUUCUUACUAUGCCGUAGCACAUUGGUUACAGUCUUUAAGGUGACUCAAAACUCUUAGGUUUUGCUGCAUCAAGCACACAGCUGACCCCUCUGGAAAUGGUUGCAGUGGUUUUUAAGUGAUUGAAACACACAGUUACUUUGCAUUCAGUAAGUGGAAGGAGCAUCCAUACUUUCUUUUAGGGUUGGCCAUGUCUGGAACUUACAAAGUCUGAGGUAGGUGUUGAGUUUGUUGGCAUCUGAGCCAGUCCCCCCUCCCAAUUGUAGGCAGCUUUUCUGUCCAUCUAACUCCCAAAAGCUGUUUUUGGUUGGAAGCGCACCGUAGCUGCAACAUUCCAAGAUGUAUUUCAAAUUCAGAUUCAUCAGUGGACUGAAGUAUAUUGGGAAACACUUCAUGUACCUGGAGAAGGAUAGAGCAUUGUUUCAUUUGUGAAGGUACUCCCACCUCUGCUCCUCAAGAAAGAGAAAAUCUUCACUAAUUAUUAGCAGAAUAUUAGACUGGGGCAUCAAGAAGAAUGGAUCAAAUUAAGUUUUUUCUUUAUUUUUAAAGAUUCUGUGCUUCGUGAUCCUCAUCUUUCUCUGGUGUCUGGUAUUUAUACACUAUUCAAGGUGUUGGCUCUGACAUAUAAAGCUCUAGGCCUAGGUCCUACAUACUUCUUGAGGCUUCGUCAUAUGAUUAUUCCUGCCCAGUAGUUAAGGAUCAUCAGAUGGCCCUGCUGUGAAGCCAAGUUACUCACUCCUCACAAGAGGGUUACAGUGUAGGGCUUUCAUAGCAGCAUAUUCUGUGUGGCAGCUGAAGUGCUGAAUUGGUGCCUGAAAUCAGUAAUAGCCUGCUUUGGAUGAGGACCAAUAAUCUGAAGCACAAUUCUGACAAGAUGGAGGUUUUGAGGAUUCCUGUUUAAUUUUCUCAGGGAGAAGGUGCUUAGCCUGUUCUGGAUGGGACAGUACUCUUCCUACAGGACCAGCUUUGCCUUUUUUGGAUGCUCUUAUAUUCAACUUUAAUCAAGCCUCCCAAACCCCUGGAUCCAGCAAGGGUUAAAGCCAGACAGGCCAUUAAGAAAACAAAGGGAAGAUGAUGAGCCAUUAAGAAAGCAAUGGAGAGGGGGUUCUGUCCCAGAUGGUAAAUGGAUGGGACCCUCCUCUAUUGCUGAGAAAAUUAGAAGAACAAAAGUCAGAGUUGAGAGUGGGCUAUGAUGUGACCUGGGGGGGGGGGGGAUGUUGCAGGUUGCAAAAGGCAGCAAGCUAGAGGAUCAGAGCACAAUGGUUGAUUUCUGUUUGAAUGAAGGCUGUGGCUAUGGGAGAAACAAAACCACCUUGGGGUGUUCAUGCUGUGACCCCUUCCAUCAUAGGCUCAGGUUGUAUAUAUGUGUAAAUAAACCCUAUAUGAUGAAUCAUAGAAUCAUAGAAUCAUAGAAUCAUAGAAUCAUAGAGUUGGAAGAGACCACAAGGGCCAUCGAGUCCAACCCCCUGCCAAGCAGGAAACACUAUCAGAGCACUCCUGACAUAUGGUUGUCAAGCCUCUGCUUAAAGACCUCCAAAGAAGGAGACUCCACCACACUCCUUGGCAGCAAAUUCCACUGUCGAACAGCUCUUACUGUCAGGAAGUUCUUCCUAAUGUUUAGGUGGAAUCUUCUUUCUUGUAGUUUGGAUCCAUUGCUCCGUGUCCGCUUCUCUGGAGCAGCAGAAAACAACCUUUCUCCCUCCUCUAUGUGACAUCCUUUUAUAUAUUUGAACAUGGCUAUCAUAUCACCCCUUAACCUCCUCUUCUCCAGGCUAAACAUGCCCAGCUCCCUUAGCCGUUCCUCAUAAGGCAUCGUUUCCAGGCCUUUGACCAUUUUGGUUGCCCUCCUCUGGACACGUUCCAGUUUGUCAAUGUCCUUCUUGAACUGUGGUGCCCAGAACUGGACACAGUACUCCAGGUGAGGUCUGACCAGAGCAGAAUACAGUGGCACUAUUACUUCCCUUGAUCUAGAUGCUAUACUCCUAUUGAUGCAGCCCAGAAUUGCAUUGGCUUUUUUAGCUGCCGCGUCACACUGUUGGCUCAUGUCAAGUUUGUGGUCAACCAAGACUCCUAGAUCCUUUUCACAUGUACUGCUCUCUAGCCAGGUGUCCCCCAUCUUGUAUUUGUGCCUCUCAUUUUUUUUGCCCAAGUGCAAUACUUUACAUUUCUCCCUGUUAAAUUUCAUCUUGUUUGUUUUUGGCCCAGUUCUCUAAUCUGUCAAGGUCGUUUUGAAGUGUGAUCCUGUCCUCUGGGGUGUUAGCCACCCCUCCCAAUUUGGUGUCAUCUGCAAAUUUGAUCAGGAUGCCCUUGAGUCCAUCAUCCAAGUUGUUGAUAAAGAUGUUGAAUAAGACCGGGCCCAAGACAGAACCCUGUGGCACCCCACUAGUCACUCUUCUCCAGGAUGAAGAGGAACCAUUGAUGAGCACCCUUUGGGUUCGGUCAGUCAGCCAGUUACAAAUCCACUGAGUGGUAGCAUAGUCAAGACCACAUUUUACCAGCUUCUUUACAAGGAUAUCAUGAGGCACCUUGUCAAAUGCCUUGCUGAAAUCAAGGUAGGCUACAUCCACUGCGUUCCCUUCAUCUACCAGGCUAGUAAUUCUGUCAAAAAACGAGAUCAGGUUAGUCUGACAUGACUUAUUUUUCAGAAAUCCAUGCUGACUAUUGGUGAUCACAGCAUUCCUUUCUAGGUGCUCACAGACUGUUUGCUUAAUCAUCUGCUCCAGAAUCUUCCCUGGUAUUGAUGUCAGACUGACUGGGCGGUAAUUAUUUGGGUCCUCUCUUUUCCCCUUUUUGAAAAUAGGGACAACAUUUGCCCUCCUCCAGUCUGCCGGGACUUCGCCCGUUCUCCAGGAAUUCUCAAAGAUGACUGCCAGUGGUUCUGAGAUCACAUCUGCCAGUUCUUUUAAUACUCUUGGAUGCAGUUCAUCUGGCCCUGGAGACUUGAAUACAUCUAAACUAGCCAAGUAUUCUUGUUCUAUCUCCUUAGUUAUUCUGGGCUGUGUUUCCUUUGCUGAAUCAUUUGCUCCAAAUUCUUCAGGUCGGGCAUUGUUUUCUUUAUCAGAGAAGACUGAGGCAAAGAAGGCAUUGAGGAGUUCAGCUCUUUCUGUGUCCCCUGUUUGCAUUUCACCAUCUUCUCCUCUGAGUGACCCCACUGUUUCUUUGUUCUUCCUUUUGCUACUGACAUACCCAUAAAAGCCUUUUUUGUUGCUUUUAACCUCUCUAGCAAGCCUGAGUUCAUUCUGUGCUUUAGCUUUUCUGACUUUGUGUCUACACGUGCUGGCUAUUUGUUUGAAUUGAUGAAGACACCACUGUCUCUGUUGUGCCUCAUUUCUAAAACGAAACAUGGACCUGGUGUCUGGAACUCUUGGAAUCUCACACUGCUUGGAGAUUUUGGUGGUGAGCAACGGUAUAUUAAAUAAAUAAUGUUUAAUUCUCUCACUCUAUUACUACUACUACUAUUAUUUUAAUAACUUGCAUUCCAGUCCAUCAAAGAUCGACCCAAGAUGGCUCAUAAAAUUUAACAACAACUAAAACAUUAAAACCACAGAAUAUAACAUUUGGUGUCUUUGAGUUUGCAUCCUGGUGUCUCUUGUUCCAACAGGGCCAGAACUUUGUAAUAAGGUUUGUCACAGAGUUCCAUGUUACUUAGAGCGGAAGCAGAAUUGUUUGUACAAGGUCAGGGAGGCUAUUUUGUCUUAAUUGCUUGGAAACUUGUAAGUGGUAUAUAAAUUGAUGACUGGUGAUAAUUCAUGUCCCAUAGCCUUUUUCUUCCUUUCCUCUUCUUUGCCCCUUAGUGACUCAGCUUGCUUCGAAACUGAUCUGCUUUGUGCUAUGACUAGCCCAAGAUGGCUCACCAUUAUUGUAUUUCAUUUAUUAAUAAUCACAUUCUAAACCACUGCCUCAAGGCGAUUUACAUAUAAGGUAAUGAAAAACAAGUUAAAAGCAGCUAAGGCUGCUCGCCCUCCCCUCCCAGCAAUACACACUAAGCAGGGUUAAGGAACUGAGGGGGCUGGUAGAAGAGUCAUGAUGUGUAGACCUUUUAUGGCUUGUGGUCUCUGAGCUAAAGGAAGCUUCUGAGAAUUUUGCAAGACAUAAACAUUUAGGUCCACUUGUUGUACAAGUCAGUGACGCCUGCCUUUGGGGAAGUAGCCACAUCUCACUUUUGAGGGAACAGCAAACAGUGCUAAGUGCCCAAAUAGUUCUGGAGCGCUGGAGCUGUACUACACCACGAGAAAAGAACAAAUGGCACGUUGGAGGCCAGGUAGGAACUGGACAGCAAAAAAAGAACCUUGAAGGGUUUGUGUGUGUGCACGUAGGCCUGUCUUCUCUACCUUGACCAGCGUUUGCUUUGAUGGAUUGGUCUACUUACUCUACUGAAAGAAGUGACGUUUGAAAAGGGAGACCAAUACCAAUUUAGAGGGUAAUUAUUAGGCUAACUAUGUGGGCAGAACAGAGGCUUCAUCAGGUUCAGCAAAAGCACAGUGUGAAUGGGAUGGAGCAGUGUGUGCUUGCUCUGCAAAAUCAAGUAAAGAAGCAGCCUGACUCUAUCCGUGAGGAUACUGGUCUCACCAGCAUUCCUGGUUGACCUGCUCCCAACAUUAUGUGUUUCUGGUAGAGAAGCAGUGACUCAUCCUGGCUUAUUGAUUUAAUAUUUGCCCCCAGUGUUUCUUGACUUCUAGCCCACUGUCUUUACUAAACAAAGAGCCCUUGUGAUAUAGCGGUUAAAGUGUUGAACUAGGACCUGGAAGACUAGGGUUCAAAUCCCAAAUCAGCCAGAAAGUUUACUGAGUGCCUUUGGGCCAGUCACCAUUUCUUAGCCUGACCUACUGCAUAGGAUGUUUGUGAGAAUAAAAUGGGGGUGGGGAGAAGUGUGUCUGCCUCCUUAAGCUCCUUGGAGGGAAGGUAGGAUAUAAAUGUGAUGAUGAUACAAAGGACCACACUGCUUUUGAACACACCUCUGCAACUUGGCAUGCAUACUCUUCCAUGACCCACCCACCCACUCCUGGCUGCCUCUUUGAGAUUAUGAUUUGGGCAUUCUCUCUUGAGUUUCAUUCUACUAUCUUUAUCUCUGACUCUGGAUGGAAAGGGAGGCUUUGGGUUAAACCUCUUCCGGAUAAUGUCUGUAUGUCUGUCUCUCCCCGCCUCCCCCCCACCCACCGCAAUCUACCAAGUGUGACUGUGAAAUAACACAGAAUAUCUAGAAACUUCCCUGUACAUUGCAUGUAGAGUGGGAUAUGAAUGUUAUACAUAAAAAAUAAAGUUUACCUCCACAUAAUAUGAAAUGGGUAUCUGCAGUUACUUUAUUUAGAUGUUUCUUUAUCUUUCACUGUAUGGUCUCAGGGUGGUGUACAGUGUAUUAAAACUCACCAAUACAUAUUUCUAAAACAUAUUUAGUCUAAAGCAAUAACCAGUAUCAAAGGUUACCUAUAGCUCUACCUGGAUUUUAUUUAUAUUAUGGGUUGUAUCCAGCUUCUCAUUCCACAUGAGGACUUCAGUUUCACACUCUUCCCCUUGCUUGGCCCCCAGUUCCCACACUCAGCCUUGGAAAACAAAUUUGGGGCAGUGCAGGAGGCACGUGAGAAGAGGAGAAGGAGGAGAAGUGCCAUUCUACUUACGGAAGUUGUUCUGCAUGCACAGUGAUUUAGCUGGCUGCAACUGUAGCAUUCUUUGAUAAGGCAUGCCAGACAGGAAGAGAGAUAAUAAGGAAGCGCUAGCACUGCUGUGAGAGCAGCUUAAAAAUGGAAUUUAUAUAUAUUUAAGGUAGAUGUGUGCUUGUAUCAAACCUGUCCAUUUUACCCAGCCUUCCAAAACAAAAACCAUAGUAACACAUAAGGCAGUGGCCAACUAGAUUACAUGAUUAGUUUGUUACCCUAGAAUCAAUGGGAUGUAUGGAGCACCAUCUCCCCAGUUUGUUCCCUGCCCUCCCUUGCAACAUAUGCUUAAUGAGAUCAUGGUGAUAUGGGCAGGAAUGCUAUGUGAAGUAUACUGCGUCUGGCUGGGACUCAACUUUGCAAAGGUUCUACUCAUAGAAGGCAAGAGAUAGAGAGCAGUUCCUAUAAAGAGGCAACAGAAUGGCCAAAUGAUGAUGAUAUCCGUUUAUUGUGAGGACCAUGCCUGUACACAAACAUUAACACAACAAUAGUUAAAAGAUAUUAAAAUUCAUUACAUACUACGCCAACAAAACCUUCAUCCCACAAAAUAGAAAGAGAGGGAAAACGAGCAACGAGUUAAACAGACGAUGAAGGGGUCUUUACAUUGUCAUCCAUAAAUCUUUCCCUGGCUUUCACGGCCUUUAUCACAAAAACCGCUACCACAUGGGUAAUACGUGGGUUUGCAUCAACUAACAAAAAUUUUACUCUAUCUUCAGGAUUAGUUAUAGAGUUGGGUAUAAUUUGCAGCAAUGCGUCUCUAAAGCUCGGUAGAUGGGGCAAUAGAGGAGGUAAUGUGUAAGAUCCUCUUUAAUUUUCAUAAGGCAAGGGCAUAAACGAUGUUCUACUGGGGUUUUUGUGAAUCUACCGGUCAGAUAUGCAGUUGGCAGUGUUUGAAACCGUGCCAUAGUGAAAGCUCUCCGAAGGGUGGGGUCAGUGAUCUCCACCAAGUAGUUGGCACAGAUUUUGACUGCUUUUACUCGGGGAAACCAGUAGGAAAACCCAGAGUUUUUUAUCUUUGUGGAGUCCAAAAAGGCGUCUUUUUCAAAGAUCGAAUGGCCAAAUAAUAAAAAGAAAUUUUGGCUCAGCUUACAACCAGAGGCAUACAUUUCCUGUUCACCUUUUCUUUCUCCUUUCUAUAAGCUAUGCAUCCUUGCCAGAUGUAUUUUCAGGGAGCUUAGGAAUUUUAUAGGCAGACUCUGUAGUUUUUAACUGAUGUGUUUCUUUCCUGCUCAUAUGCUAGUAUUACAAUAUGUAUUUUAUUUGUGUUACUAUCAGGUGUUUUUUGUCACUAUCCCCCGCCCUGAGAUCAUGUGAAGAAGGGUUUCCUCUUGUGGAUUCUAACCUCACAUACAUAGGAUCACAGGUUUGGAAGGGAUCCAUGAGUAUCGUUCAGACUGACCCACCUCAAACCUAUAACAAUAUAAAAUAAUGCCCUAUUUGCUUUGAUGGUUAUAACUACAGUGGUACCUCGGGUUACAGACGCUUCAGGUUACAGAUGCUUCAGGUUACAGACUCCGCUAACCCAGAAAUAGUACCUUGGGUUAAGAACUUUGCUUCAGGAUGAGAACAGAAAUUGUGCGGUGGUGGCGCGGCAGCAGCAGGAGGCCCCAUUAGCUAAAGUGGUGCUUCAGGUUAAGAACAGUUUCAGGUUAAGAAUGGACCUCCAGAAUGAAUUAAGUUCUUAACCCGAGGUACCACUGUACAAGAAGCCUGUGUUUAGUGUUUUGGCUGGUGAAUUCAAAGGCACACUAGCUAAUUGUCAGUCUGCAGGAAGAACCUUGCUCUAUCGUGUAUUUCUCUCCUCCAAUGCACCUUUUUUCUGUCACACAUCUUUUCCCUUGUCCAUCCCUUUCCAUAGCAUUUUCUGUCUCACUCCUGCACACAUGCUGUGAGUGGGGCAGUGGGUGGCUUACAGCUUGCAAUGGAUGAAUCUGUCAAUUUCUGUUUCUCAGUUUCUAAUUUCUUAAAUCUUAAAUUCACUUCUCCGCUCUUCUGCAUCAGUUUAAGGUUUGUUUGUUUUUUAACAAAAAAAUUACAUCAUGAACAUUCAUUUGUAUCAUAAUUCGUUUUGGAGAAAGAUCGUAAAUUUGAUGCUUCUUAAAAGUGGGAGAAGUUACGGUUACAUUCAUUUGCAUUCUAGUGUGAAUUUCUCCUAAUGGACACAUUCAUGCAUGCAAUUUUGCCAAAUAUACACAUGCAAGCAGCACUCCUUGAGAACAUAACACAGGAAGAGCCCUUGGCCAAAGGCCCAUCUAGUCAAGCAUCAUCUUCCCCACUGUGGCCAACCAAAUAAUAAUAAUAAUAAUAAUAAUAAUAAUAAUAAUAAUAAUAUAUGCCUUCCAUCCAGAGGCAUAGUUGGGGGGGGGGGGCUAGCCAGAUUGUUUUGCCCCAGGUGAAGCCUCCAGCGGGGUGCCAUUAAGGCUCCUAGCCUGUGUGUGUACGCAUAUGUGUGUUUGGUGCGUGUGCCAAACUGGGUCUUUGACCCUGGUGAAAUAAAGCCUGGGUUCGCCCCUGUGCCCAUCUGCCUGGAUUGCCCAGCCACUCUAGGCAACUCCCAACAGAAAACAUUAAAACCACAAUACGACAUCACACACUUAAACCUUUGGCCCCCAGUUGUGGUGGAGCUUCAAGCUCGGGGGGGGGGGCGAGAGCAGGCAGGGGCGCGGCUGGCAUGCAUCCCAGGGGGCGUGGCGCACCGCCUGCAGGGGCAUGGCACCCAGCGCUGGAUGAGGGGGCAGCCGCGAUGGCACCCCAGCCGGAUCGUACCACCAGGAUCUUGCGCUCCCCCCCGCACCCUUGUUCCUUCACCAGUGGCCCCCAGACUGAGGAAGGUUCCCCAACCCCGAUAUAGAGGGUGCCCUCCUGAACACCCUCAUACAUCUGCGAAGCCCAGAAGCAGAACAUGAAUGCAAAAGCACCCUCCCACUGUGCUCCUGAGCAGCAGGUAUUCAGAGGCAUGCUGCCUGUGGUACUGGAGUUAAUAUACAGCCACCAUAACUAGUAACCAUUAAUAACCUUAUCUUUCAUUAAUUUCUCUAAUCCUCCUUUAAAGCAAACCAAGCCCUUCAUAUAUCUUAUGGUAUUGAAUUCAAGGGGAAUAAUUCAAUGUUGCACAAAGCCAAUAGUUUCAACAUUUGGGCUUUCCAGGAGGAAUGAUCUUCAUUCUUUCCUCGCACGCACUGUUCGGGGGGGGGGGUGUUUCUCCUGGCACCCCUCAGUGACCCAAUUUUGAGGCAUGUGGAUGGGAGCAGGGCAGGGAAAGCACCAUUUAACAAGUAGAAGUUCUUGCAUUGCUUCCACGGAUGGGACUCUUUGUUGAAUCCUGUUCCAUGGUUUUAACUACCUUAUUUUUUGCUCUAUAAGACUCACUUUUUCCCUCCUAAAAAGUAAGGGGAAAUGUGUGUGCGUCUUAUGGAGCGAAUGCAGGCUGUGCAGCUAUCCCAGAAGCCAGAACAGCAAGACGGAUCGCUGCUUUUGCUGCGCAGCGAUCCCUCUUGCUGUUCUGGCUUCUGGGAUUCAGAAUAUUUUUUUUUUCUUGUUUUCCUCCUCCAAAAACUAGGUGCAUCUUAUGGUCUGGUGAGUCUUAUAGAGCGAAAAAUACGGCAUAUGCUGUGUGAAGAAGUACUUCCUUUUAUAUCUUCCAAUGUUUAGCUUCAUUGGAUAGCCCCAGUCUCUAGCAUUAAAAAAUACUAAGAUACUCUCUUCACUUUCUUCACACCAUGAAGCACAUGUCUUUAUACACGUCUAUCACUUUCCACAUCUUCUAAACUGAAAAACCCAAAAUGAUGUAACUUUUCUUCAUAGGGAAGUUGUUCCACCCUCUCCAUUGCUUGGGCUUUUCUGAAACCUUUUCAGUCCCCAAUAUCCUUUUUGAUGUGUUGUGACCAGAACUGUACUGUAUAUCGUAUUCCUAGUGCAGUCACAUCAUAGAUUUGUAUAAGGGCUUUAUGAUGUUGACAGUUAAUCCAUUUCCUAAUGAGCCCAACACAGAAUUUACUAUUUUCAUAACUGCUGCAUGUUGGGGUUCAACAUUUUCAUUUAACCAUCCACCAAGGCCUCGAAAUUCCUGGUCAGUCACCCCCACUUCAGACUAGAUUAGUAUAUAAGUGAAGUUAUAAUUUUUUUUCUCCAAUGUGCAAAAGUUAGUUGUUUUUGCUUUAAGAAAUAAAAACAAGAUAAUUACUAAUUCCCAUUGAAGUGUUCUGUGUCAACUUUGCACACCUGUAUCAGUGAGCAACCUAGCACAGAGAUGUGGAUUUAACGUUGUUGGUUAGCCAUGUAGUAAACAGUUGCAUUAUAUGAGAAUAUGAGGGCUGGGGAAAGAAGCGGAAUAAUUUUUUUUAACUUAUUACCUACACUACCCCAGCUCAUAGAACAUUCUCCAAAGGAUCAAACAAGUGGGACAGUGACUGUUCUCAUAGUAAUCAUUCUCAUACCUAUUAGAAUACCUCAAGCAAAGCAAUCCAAUGGUGGCCACACGUGGAGGAAGCAACGCAUCUCUCACUGGAACUAUGCUACAUUUCUGUGGUGAUGCAUACAAUCAUAGGAUGUGGUGUUUUUUUGGAGGGGGGUUAACCUGUGUUUGUGUUGAAACAUCACUGAAAAGUUGAGUGGUCCCAUUGGCUCUUACAAAAUUUGCUCCGUACAGCUGGGGCUACAAAGCUAUCUGAAUGGGGCCUUUUACCAGAUUUGGAUCUGGCCUCUGUGAUACUGAUCUCAUAGACACUAAGGGCAUCCAUUUCCCACGUGCUUCAUUUAUUUUAGGCAUUUGUACCCUGCUCUUGAGAAGCUUUCUAGAGAGGCUUACAUAAAAUCAAAACAAAACACUCCCUGCUUGUAGGCUUGCGGUCUUAAAAACACAGACACACAAGGGAAAAGCGACAAGGAGAGAAGAGAAAAAGCAAAACUCAGGCACCAAUUUCUAGGCAGUUGUUCCUAUAUUGACUAUUAUUUUGUUCCAUGUGGCUUUGUACAUGGCCUUACCCAUAUGGAGAAGAAAUACUUGUUAGGUGGUACACAGCCACUUCUGCAGUUGUAGCAGUAGUUUUUCCAGCCACUCACAGCUACAACUCUCACUAUCCUGGUUUGCUACCUGGACCUAAGCCAUGGUUUGGCUUAGCAUGAUGUCUAAACUUGGAUUCCUGGGUUCCCUCACUUCAGUCAAGCUACAGGCUGUAGUCAAGGUUUGUUCUCUGCUUAUCACUCAUAGGUUUGUCUCAGUGGCAGAUUUAGGUUUGAGGAGGCCCUAAGUUACUGAAGGUAAUGGGGCCUUUAUAUGUCCAGCUGUCCUUUGUCAACCACAAAUUGUCACUGUUUUUUGUGUUGAAUAUAUGCUAUAUGGUAAUUUAUGGACCUAAUAGGUCCAUACACAACACAAACACUGUUGCUGUAUGUAGGUUUUAUUUUAUUUGUUUUUUUCAUCUUAUAUUUUGGAAACGUACAUCCUUUAAAUUUUUGGGGGCCCCCAAGAGAGUGGAGCCCUAAGCUAUAGCUUGUUUAGCUUAUACAUAAAUCUGGCACUGGUUUAUCUGGGGGAGACAAGCAACAUGCCCAAGUUUGCAUGUAACACCAAACCAAACCAUGGGUAAGCUCUGAGUAAUGGAGCAGCUGCUGGACUGGAGGAGGAGUGAAAUAGCUGCAGUUUUUGCUGUGAAUACCAGCAUGCUGUCUUGAUCACGUACAGCCAUAAGAACUGGGUCACUGUGUACUUUCUAAGCCACAUUACAUAUUUUUCUACAUGGCCAUUUUGCAUAAACCAGUGGUGUCCAAACGUUCUUCAAAGAGGGCCAGAUUUGAUGAAGAGAAGGGCCGUGGCUGCCAACCAAAGGGCCAACCAAAGUUGUUGACCUUUUUUUAGGAUUGAAGUUGUUGAGCUUCUUUUAGGGUUGGAGUUGUUGAGUUUCUUUUAGGACUGGAGGUUUUUUUAGGAUUUUACCCCAGGAAAUAAACUGCCACAGGGACCGGAUUAGGCCCCCGAAACAGACUUUGGACAUGCCUGGCAUAAACAAAAUACAGUAAAUGAUGAUUUUCAAAGGGUGUGUGGAUUUUAAUACCACCCCUUAGCUACUGUUUCUUUCUCUAGAUUCCAUAGAAAGUUUGACCCCAUCUGAAAGGGAUUAUGAGAAUGUUGUACCUCCCCAUUUGCUGAGAUGGCAACAACCAACCCCACAGCAAACACAGAAAGCAGAUACAGGUAAGUGAUUCUUAACAGCACAAUAAUGUCCAUGGCCUCAAUCUGGUUUGGGGAUUGGGAAGAAGCCAAUGCAUGCGCUGUGGAAAUGCCUGUGAGGUCUCACCCUAUCACCCCAUCCAAAGGGCCCACUAGAACCUGUUUAAAUAAUUGCUCACCUAGAUCAUUUCCAGGUAAAUAAAUAAACUAUCCUAUUGGGGGAGUUAAAGCCAUAUACUGGGGGAGUUAAAGCCAUUCGUAUAGUUAAAGCCAUGGUUUUCCAUUACUGAUGUAUGGAAGUGAGAGCUGGACCAUAAAGAAGGCUGAUUGCCGAAGAAUUGAUGCUUUUGAAUUAUGGUGCUGGAGGAGACUCUUGAGAGUCCCGUGGACUGCAAGAAGAUCAAACAUAUCCAUUCUUAAGGAAAUCAGCCCUGAGUGCUCACUGGAAGUACAGACCGUGAAGCUGAGGCUCCAAUACUUUGGCCACCUCAUGAGAAGAGAAGACUCCCUGGAAAAGACCCUGAUGUUGGGAAAGAUGGAGGGCACAAGAAGAAGGGGACGACAGAGGACGAGAUGGUUGGACAGUGUUCUCGAAGCUACAAACAUGAGUCUGACCAAACUGCAGGAGGCAGUGGAAGACAGGAGUACCUGGCAUGCUCUGGUCCAUGGGGUCACAAAGAGUCAGACACGACUAAACGACUAAACAACAAAUUAGGGGAGUAGGUUGAUGCAGAUCAUGAGCUGAGUGACCACACCAUGUUGACAUCUUUCCAAGGCCUUCAUUAUUUUUAACCAAUAGGAUGUUUCGUUAAAUGACUCACUGAUGCUGAUAGGUCAGCUUCGUGCAGAAAGGUAGAAUGGAUGUGUCCUUGAGCGAUACACCUCCCUUAAACUAAGGCUGUGUGCACACUGUACCUUUAUAGCACAUUCAAAACAUCAUUUUCAUAUAAGCAGCAUUUUUUUUUCUAGACAGAAUGGUGCUGGAACGUACCUCCCUCAGAUGACCCACCCCAGAAGCCCUCCUUCUCCUGCUUUGAUCAAACACCAUCUAUUACAGAUCAUAUAUCAGGAUGCCUGGUGCUUAUCUGCCUGCUGUACACACUAGGCUCAUCUGUCCUUUCAGAAGGAUUGAGCCUAGAAGACAAGGAAAUUGGUGGUCUGAGGCACCACUUAACAGGCCCAUGGAGAGUUUGUCUGAGGCACAGGGCAGGAUUCUUGAUAGAAUAAAACUAUAAACAAAAAAGCAGCCAGUCCCUGCCCACCCCACCUUCAGCUGGCUUAGGCCUCCGAGGCCCAGGGCAAGUAUACCCACCUGUGUCCCUCCCUCUGCAGGGGCCUGUCAAUAUACAUUAGGGGGGUUCACCCCAAGUAUCACCCUCCACCACCCCACCUCAUCUUUGAACUACAGAUCCCACCAUCUCCCAUCCACAGCAGGUGUAGUGGGGGGAGGAAGUGGGCUGCACUUAAGCAUGUCAUCUCAUAUACACAUGCCUUUUACAUAUGUACAGGUCACAGCUGGCCCCUUACUCUGUGAUACCAGCUAUUUCUCUGUGUGUGCUAUAAUAGUCACUCUUAUUGGUUAUCUGCAGGUAUGCCCACACCCACCAGAUUUACUGAUCAUACGGACUGCUGUUGUCGGAGAGCUUCUAUCGUCACCCUCUACAUCUUGGUGUUUAUUACCCUGUUAAUAGCGUCAGCUGCCUUUGUGCUGGCCUUUCUGAAAUGUAAGUUCAACAGAGGACCCGGAAGGGCACAUCAUCCUAUGCCGCUGGUCAUUUUAGUCCAAACAUUCUCAAACUUUAUACUGUGAGAGGAACUGUUAAUGUGCCACAGGAAACAGACUAAAAAAAAUAGGAUUCCUGCUAGCCUAAAGUACCCACUCCCAGAGGAGGAAGCCCACUGUGUUUCCUCAUUUUGUACAGUUCUUGCCUUCUUCCAUUCAACCCCACCAGAAUGGGGCGAGUCAUGUUACCACACCUUUCUGCAUUGUCUGAUCAGUCACUGCUAAUGCAGCAGGCCCAGAGCCACUCAGAUGGAAAUGCAGCAGUCGGGCUUCUUGCGUGGGUAAAGGAAGUUCUCACUUUUAGCAUGCUCAUGUAUGGACCCUUCUUGGAUGUGAGAAUGAAAUGUACCUUCAGCUUCUCUCCAGAAAAAAGUGCACUUAUCAGAAGUUCAUGAGGCAUUGUACUAAUUGAUGUUAGGGCAAAAGGUGUGUUGUGAGGAGGAGUGGAGAAAAUGUGGCACCCUCUUGGUUCGGCACCCAGUGUGGACAAACCGGUUGAGUACCCUUAAAUCCGCCUCUGUCUGUGGCCUUCCUGAUGCUGUUGGCCUCCAACCUUUGUCAGCCCCAGCCAGCAUGGCAAGUGGUUAGGGUGAUGGAAGUUGUACUCUACUAGCAUCUAGAGGGCCACAGGUUCACCAUCUCUGAUACACAGAAUCAAAGCCUUUUGCUGUGGGCAGCUGAUGUGGUCAUUUCCUGAUGUGAUUUUCAUGGGACUAUUGUGUAUGUGAGAAGUUGUCAAGCACCAGUUGAUUAAAUAUUCAAAUACAGAUUUGGCUCUUUUAGAGGAUAGCUAGCUGCCUUGGGUUUCUGAGGAUAGUUCAGCUAUGUUGCUGUAGCACCGGCAUGUACACUGGAAGAACAGUAGCCAAGUUGUUAGAGGGGAAAUGGUGUUAGGAGCUCUACAGCCCAAAGGAAUAGAGGAAAGACAGGGCUGAAUUAUAGGUUAAAUCCACAGCCUGUUGUGACGAUCCAUGGGCAAUGGAUCAAAACCUUAUGUACUCUCUGCUGGGCUGGGUAGAAUACAUUUGUAAUAUAUAAAUGUGCAAAUAUCCACAGCAUUAAACACUGAACAGUAUAGAAUGGGGAGCCCAGUUUUGGAUGGAUGUGUAUGACUAGCAAGCUAUGCUAAGAUCUGGAGCUUUCAUGAUUAGUACAUAGAAUCGUUUCAGUACCAUGGUUUCUUAUCCCAGGGCUCUGUGUGUUUCAGUUAUUCCUCAGUGUCCAGGGGACUUUCAGAAGUAUCAAACAAAGUGCCUUUACAUCUCCACUCAUAAACAUACCUGGGCAGAGGCACGGAGGGACUGCAGUAGGCGAAGUGCGCCCCUGGCAACGGCUGAAGCGGUGAGCAUUGGUGAAUUUCCUGGAACUAACCUUGCAUAGAGAAUUAAUUAGAUUUCAGUGAUGCAGGACACACACACACACACACACACACACACACACAAACUGUUCUUCCCAUUCUUGAUCCUCAUAGUUUUCUGUGAUGGUCCAUCUGCUACUCAGUUUCUUUACUUAACUCUAUUCCUAGGUACAGUAGUGGCAUACAAUUGCAGCCUCUUAUGUACCAUGUGUGACCUUUCCCCUUCCCAGAAUUUUACUCAGAUUCUCGCUUCACAACUUUCUCCUGCCAUUUGUUUCCUGAACACUGCCAAAUGUGCUGAAGGCACCUCAUUGGCCACUGUGGGAUGUUGAACCCAACAAAGAAGAAAUAUGUCCCAACCCAAUCACCCACAACAAAUGAGAUCUAAAUAUCAAAAUUAUACAAAAUAGAAUAGUAUGAACUAGUUAUAUAAAGCAACUUUAUAUCACAAAUAAGAACAAAUUCAAGCUGAGUGCUAAUCCACACUUCUGCUUGGAGUAUGACUUCCCUUGAUCUGGACAGUAUAGUUCUGUUGAUGUAGCCUAGAAUAGCAUUAGCUGUUUUUUGUUGUUGUUGUUGCUGCUGCUGCUGCUGCUGGCUCAUGUUAAGCUGUUGUCUACUAAGACCUGUGGAUACUUUUCAUAUGUACUACAGUGGUACAUCGGGUUACAAAUGCUUUGGGUUACAAACACUUCGGGUUACAAACUCUGCUAACCUGGAAGUAGUACCUUGGGUUGAGAACUUUGCCCCAGGAUGAGAACAGAAAUCACGCACCGGUGGCACAGCAGCAGCGGGAGGCCCCAUUAGCGAAAGCGCGCCUCAGGUUAAGAAUGGUUUCGGGUUAAGAACGGACCUCCGGAACGAAUUAACUUUAUAACCCAAGGUACUACUGUACUGGCAAGCCAGGUGUCCCCCAUCUUAUAUUUGUGCAGCUGAUUCUUCCUGUCUAAGUGUAGAAAUUUACAUUUGAGCCUAUUGAUAUUAAUUAUGUUAGUUUGGGCCCAUCUUGAAUCCUUUUUUUUUUUAAAAAAUAAUUUUUUAUUAAGGUUUUGAACACAGAAAACAGAAAAACAACACACACAGAAAAAACAAUACAAAAUUUAACAAUAAAAACACAAAACGUAACAAUUAAAAACAAACUCUCUUUUCUAUUCCCAAUUUUACAUUACUUAUUUUCUAGACUUCCUCAUACCUCCCUCUUUUGUAUUCCAAUCCACAUUAUUUGUCCAGCAGUUUCUUUUCCACUUUUUAAACCCAAUCUUUAAUUUAAUAAAAUGUUAAAAUAUAUAACUUCUACUUUUUUUAAACCUAAACCUUAUUCUUAAUGUCAUAUACCUUUAAAUUUUUCCCUUUUAUUAUCAAAUUUCCAUUUCUUUAAACAUCUUUAAUCAUGAUCUUUAGUCUUAAUCUGUCCUUAACUUUAACCUGUACAGCUGGAAACCACUUAUUUUCAAUCCAACAUCGCUCUAACAUUCCUUAAUUUUGCAGUGUUUCUGAAGAUAGUCUUUAAAUUUCUUCCAAUCUUCCUCCAUCGACUCUUCUCCCUGGUCACGGAUUCUGCCAGUCAUUUCCGCCAAUUCCAUAUAGUCCAUGAGUUUCAUCUGCCAUUCCUCCAGCGUGGGAAGUUCUUGUGUCUUCCAAUACUUUGCGAUAAGUAUUCUUGCUGCUGUUGUCGCAUACAUAAAGAAAGUUCUAUCCUUUUUUAACACCAUUUGGCCCACUAUGCCCAGGAGAAAGGCCUCUGGUUUCUUAGGAAAGGUAUACUUAAAUACCUUUUUUAAUUCAUUAUAUAUCUUUUCCCAGAAAGCCUUAAUCUUUGGGCACGUCCACCAAAGGUGAAAAAAUGUACCUUCAGUUUCUUUACAUUUCCAACAUUUGUUAUCGGGCAAGUGAUAGAUUUUCGCAAGCUUGACUGGGGUUAUGUACCACCUGUAUAUCAUUUUCAUAAUAUUCUCUCUUAAGGCAUUGCAUGCCGUAAAUUUCAUACCUGUGGUCCAUAACUGUUCCCAGUCAGCAAACAUAAUGUUAUGUCCAACGUCCUGUGCCCAUUUAAUCAUAGCCGAUUUUACCGUUUCAUCUUGAGUAUUCCAUUUCAGCAGUAAGUUAUACAUUCUUGACAAAUUCUUAGUUUUGGGUUCUAACAAUUCUGUUUCUAGUUUGGAUCUUUCCACCUGGAAGCCAAUUUUCCUGUCCAAUUUAAAUGCCUCCAUUAUCUGAUAAUAAUGAAGCCAGUCUCGCACUUUGUUUUUUUAGUUUUUCAAAACUCUGCAAUUUCAGUCUAUCUCCGUCUUGUUCCAAGAUUUCCCAAUAUUUCGGCCAUUUGACCUCCAUAUUGACCUUUUUCAAGGCUUUCGCUUCCAUCGGUGACAGCCACCUUGGGGUUUUGUUUUCUGGGCCCAUCUUGAAUCCUGAUUCUGCCUUCUGUGGCAUUGGCUCCCCUUCCCAGUUUGGUGUCACCUGCAAAUUGGAUGAGCAUCCCCUUAAUUCCUUCAUCUAAGUUGUUUAUAAAGACGUUGAAGAACCAUGGGCCCGGCACAGAACCCCAUGGCAACCCACUUGUCCCUUUUUUUCCAGGAUGACGAGGAACCAUUAGUGAGCACUCAGUCAGUCAAUCUCAUUUAGUUUGUUAAAUUAGAGGUGCAGUUGCUAUAGUCCAGAGCUAUCUCAGAGGUCCUAAUUUGGAGGGUAACUUGCAGUUCCUUUUUAGUGCUGCUUAUACUCUUCUGGAGUGAGGGGGAGGGCAAAGAGCAGACUCUGAUCUGACCUUUCCUGUUUUCCGAAGACAGUUCAGAAACUUCAGCAAGUGCAGAAUUCAGCAGCUAGGUUGCUCACCAGAGCAAGAUGGUUUGAGCAUAUUACUCCGAUCCUGGUCUGACUGCACUGGCUACCAGUUAGUUUCCGGGCCCAAUUCAAGGUGCUGGUUUUGACCUAUAAAGCCUUAAACGACUCAGGAUCACAACACCUCAAGGACCGUCUCUUCCCAUAUGAAACUACCUGGACCCUGAGAUCAUCUUCUGAGGCCCUUCUUCAUGUGCCUCCACCUUGAGAGGUCAGGAGGGUGGCAACAUGAGAACGGGCCUUCUCUACAGUGGCUCCCCAUCUGUGGAAUGCUCUCCCCAGGGACGUUCGCCUGGCACCUUCAUUAUAUACCUUUAGGUGCCAGGCAAAAAUGUUUCUUUUUAACCAUGCCUUUGGUUGAGCUGAUUGACAUCCUAUGCGCUUUUAAAAUGUGGCUCUCUUAUGGGGGGAUGUGUUAUUGGGUUGUUGUUUUUAUUGUGGUUAUAUAUAUAUAUUGUGGUUUUUAUGUUUAUCUUUUCUGUGAACCACCCUGGAACCUCCGGGUAUAGGGUGGUAUAUAAAUUCAAUAAAAUCAUCAUCAUCAUCAUCAUCAUCAUCAUCUCUCCUUAGAUCAAGGAGUUUAAUCUGAACCUUGGAAAUAAUUCUCAAUACUGGGUUGACAACCCUGAAGGAGAACAGAAUAAAGUGACUGGCAGGUAAGUAAGCUUCAUUUACUGCUGUUGGCCUCCUCUCCAAAUUCCUAUCUGCUCACAAGAAUUUUAUGACCACAUGAAGCUGCAAAUGUGUGCUGCACUUUUCAAAAGAGAACAUUAUGAAAUCAGCUGACAAGGGUCACAUCAUGGGCUGUAGGUAUCCAUUAAGCUCCAGAAGAGAGAGAGAGACAGAACGAAGACCAGUGUGGGCUAGGUAGAGCAAUUAUAUGAAUGCCAAUGUAUACAACCUUUAGUUUGUGUGAUGAAUUCACCACAAGUUUAUUUUCCCCAGAGAUCCUGGGAAUGCUGCAUCAUGUACAACACAAGAUUCCAUCUCAGGGCCCAUCCUGCUUCUUGUCCUGUGCCUAGAAAACAUGGCUCUGAGUUAUUUUCUGCUGGUCCCUUGCUUUCUAGGCAUAAAUCUAGUGGUUUUGCCUUUGCCCCGCCACUUUUCCCCAGAAAACCUGCUCUUUAGCUCUAAUUCAGAGCAAGCAGAAGUAUGGCUGAGCCGUCAGUAUAUCUCAGUUUUCUUGAGAAACCCUACUAGUGUGGGUUAAGCCCUGGAUAUGGCAAGUUGUAAUUUUGACUAACCAAAGCGCUCAGAAAGCUGGUCCGUCAUAUCAGAAUUCUCCAGAGGAGACUAUAUAUGGAGAAAUUAUCACAUUAAAAAUACUGAGAACCAAGCCUUUAGGUGGGCACCGAAUGUUAUUCGAGAGAUGACAAACCUACCAGUGCUUCCCUAAGUAAAUUGUCACACUAGGUACUGUAAUUGUUCCUACCUCUGAUGUUUCUGUAGGAACUUAGAGAACAGACCUGUAAAGGUUAAGGGGUUCAGUGUCAAUCGAAACCCCCAAACUGAUAGGCUGUCACCACUCCUGUUAACAGUCCACCCCCAACUCAGACCUGGGAGAUGCCAGACUCCUGCAAGAUUCCAGGAAAUAAGAACUAAAACGCUACUCUCUGCUGUGUGUAGCCUCCAGCAGAACAAAACACUUACAUGUUAGCCCAGUGUGACCAAAGAGAUCUAAGGCACCAGUUUAGAUCAAGGCAAGUUUCCAAACAACCACAUAAAAGUAUAGCAUAUAUUGAAGAUUUCUAAAAUAGCAGAAUGAGAACCCUGUUAACCAAUUAGAAUGAGAGAUUUUACAGUUGGUAGGAAGUGCUGAUCAGUUAGGAAGGGGAUUGGCCAACCAAAGGAAGCCAGUUCUCCUUGAUAUCACAUCAUUGAGGCUUAUCAUAUCCACCAAGGGAAAUUUUAUCAUUAGCAUUUGCCAACAAUCCAGUGAGGUGUGACAAGGUGUGUGAAUGGAGCCAACCUCCUUCUGAUGUUUCAUGUCAGAUGGAGAGCAGUGGUGGUCCAUCUUCUGUGUGUGUGAUGCUUUCGACAUGGGUUGUUCUCUCCUAGGCAAUGGAGUACAGGGUUUCUAGAUGUAGAUGUAGAUUCUCCUAAAGUGAUUGAGAGGGGGAGAGACUGGAUUUUUUUGUUACCUGUGCAGUGAAUCAGCAUAUUCAACACCCAAUAAAUCCUUCAUCCGGACCUUCCUUUAAGGUCACUUCCACCCUAUUUUCACUGGAAUUGACCUCCUUUGUUCACUAAUUUUUUAUGUGUAAAUUUCAUUUGUAAUGACAGCCCAUGUGAGCUCCUCUGCUGUCUUCCCAAUUUAUUCAGACCUGAUAAGGGCCUCUUUUUGUUGUAAAAUACAAUUGCAGCACCAGUCUGUCUAGUGUGGACUGGCAAAGUACUAUGGAGAGUACUUUUGAGUUAUUGUACCUUUUUAAUUAGUCACAUCCUCCUAAUUAGUUGAUUCCUUUUCAGUCACUAUGGCCAUGACUUUCAUGAAUUGUCCUUCAUAAGUCAUUUCCUGUUCCCUGCAAAUUACAGGAGUGGAGGAGUUUAUUGUCGUUAAUUGGUUGUAUUUAUGUUAGACACUUUGAGUGUUUCAUUUUGGAACUGGAGAGCUCAGAUGGAAAUGCUCCAAUAAAAUGAAUUAGUAAUAUAUAGUGGAACUUUGCCCAAUGAAAACAGCGUUAUCUAAAGUGUCAUGUUUUAAUUCUGCUUCCAACUGAUUGCAGAAAGGCAAUGAAUGCCUCACCAGUGCUAAAGGGUCCUGAUCAGUUGAAAGCAAUCUACGUGUCCUUGUGUGUUCCUUAACUGACACUUGUAGAAUUGGGUCAUUCUUUCCCAGUAAAAAUGAAGCAUGUUAUUCUUUCUUUAUAGAACUCGGAAGACAGAAAAUGAAAAUUGUACAUUUGUCUUCUGGAAAAACAAUACGAUUGCUCCUUCACAAACUUCUUGCACCCAUCCUUUGCAUUACAUUUGUGAAAAAUAUCAAGCAUAAGAAACGAUAUAUUUCCAUGUUACUUUGUAAGCUUUAUAUUGUCAUUUGUGAAAAAUUACGGCAUGUAGCUGUAAUGUGCUCGUCUAUGUAUGUGCUCUGUUCAUAGUUUCAAUGUACGGCGGACUUUGCACUUCUAUGGCCGGUUGCACAGGAAUAUGUCUCACAUGGCUGUUAUAGUGCUAUGGAAGUAUAUCUCCAGAGCAGAAACAAAACAGCCAAUUUUGAGGUGGGCAAACAGCUGAGAAUGGUCUUUUUUUAAUUUGGUAUAACACUAAAGAGCAGGUGUGUCUGCUUGCAGCGACCAGCUCUUGGUCUUCUUGUGUGUGUUUGUGCAGAGACUUUGCAUCUUGUCUUCCACCACAUCACUGUUGGGGGCAGAAAUGGAUCAUGCUCUGAAAACUGAAAAAAGAAAGAAAAGGAAGUAAACAGGAAAUGGGAAGGGCGAGAGAGAGCAUUAAAUAUGGCUUUAAAUAGCACAAGCAUGUUACGAGAACAAGGGAACAGCAAACUGAAAAACAGUUCCAAAAGUGGAUUUCAGCCAGAAAAAAAGGAUGUUAGAAAUGUGCCUCAGUAAUAAGAGGGAAAUCAGAGAAAAUUGCCUCGCUGCUCAUCUGGCAAUGUGAACUAAUAUUGAAAAUACGAAAGAAGAAAGAGGAAAAAGAGGACAAAUGUUCAGUGCUGGCUUUGAUUCAGCCUUUCUAAAGUUCAGGAUAUGACUGGAUGAUUAUGCAAACGUGUAAAAAUAAGGGAAGGCAAAGAAUGAAAAUGAAAAUACAGAAGAAGAAGCUCAAAUUAUACUUACCUGAUUUCAAGGAAUUGAGCUGAGCCUAAAGUAAUACACUGUUGUGUAUGGAACUUGCUUGAGAAAUGCUGAGUUAAAGAUAGACAAAUCUCACAGUUUUGGUUUCUCCUCAUUUCAAUUUUUUCCAAUCUUAAUUCACCCUUAUUUCUGCAUCAGUUUGUAAAUAUUUUUAAAGUUCAUGAAAAAUUAUUUGCAUUUUCCUGUGCUUUUCUCCUGAUGUGUUUUGGAUGCAGUUGUGCCCAGCGUAUGCAUUUUUGCCAGCAUAUUCCCUAAUAUGCUAUUAUCACUAACACAUAUUUUUAAUGUCUGCAUUCUUUUACAUACUGUUGUUAUUGUUGUUAGAGAACUGCAUCACAAAAGUGCAAAUUUCAAAGGGUAGCUGUGUCUUGUGCUUGUGUACUGGGUCUAGAAGUCUGGAUUGGGUAGAUUUACUUCAGUAUCCAAAGUUUGAUCUUCGCCCUUCAAACUAGGUCAAAUUACAAAUGCAAACACUUCUUGACUGGCAUAAACUGAGAAGUAUUUCAAAUGAAUAAGAUAGUAGCAAUAACGAUUGGAUUCUGAGUACACUGGUACCUUGGUUCUCGAACCCAAUCUGUUCUGGAAGUCCGUUCGCAAACCAAGGCAUGGCUUCUGAUUGGCUGAUUGGCCCUGGAAACAAUGCCAACAGCCGAAAUGGACGUUCGGCUUCCAAAAAACGUUCGCAAACCGCAACACUUACUUCCAGGUUUGCGGCGUUUGGGAGCCGAUAUGUUUGGGAUCCAAGCCGUUUGAGAACCAAGGUACCACUGUAUUUCACAAUUCACUGAAUAUCAUCUUUGCAGAUGUUAUUUGGAAUCAAAUUUUGUAGAUCUGUGGGUAAACCACACACAAACACACAGCAGUCCCUGUGAGUGAGCACAUUUAUGUGUCCCGAAAGAGAGAGGAUCAGACAGCUGAGACUUUGUAGAUGGAGUUCAGCUGUGGUGAUGGAAGCUGCCAAAGUUUCUCUGGGGAUCUGCCUGCUGAUGGAGUGUCUAUUUGCUUCCAAAAGGCUCUGCUUAUAUAUCACUUCUAGCUGCAGGCAGGUGUUGCAUACCAACAAAACUGUAGCCGAAACAAGGCCACUGGGGAACAAGCUGGAGGUAUCAGCAUACUCAUGGAAACCCUAAGUUUUCAAAGUAGGGGGAAAAACCUAAGAAAGUGGAACACCACCACCUUUCAUAAAAAAACCACACCAAUGAAGACUGGGCAUGCCCACUGGCCAUAUGAAAAAGGGAAUGGAGUAUGAUGGGAAGGGGCAUAGAUCUGUGGGUCACCAAACAGGAGCAUUUUGCACAGCAGAACUUUUUCUCAAAUGUUCAAGGAAUGGUAAGUCUUCAAUGCUACCUCAUCCAGAGGGAAUUAAACCCUGUAGGACUGUCCUUGAUGUCUUGCCACUUAGGGAAGUGGUGCCAUGCACUCAUGACAAUUUUUUUGAGGUACUUGGAAAAAACCGUUCAGUGUGGGUGGUAAAUGUUUCUAAGGAAAUCAGUUCAUAUUGCAUAAUUGCCUACCAAGUUUUAAGGAAGUGAGAAGAGAGGUGGUUAAAAGUUACAACAGAUACCCUAGUUGGAUCCAUUGUCCUUCUUUGUUCUCCUUCAGUAGAGUUUCUCCUGUUCUUCCAGCUAGCUAACCAUCCCAAAUCUGUUUGCCAAAGCCCACGACCUCCCCUCUGCUUGUCUCAGGUGGCAUUGCUCUGGACUGCUUAGCUCCCUGAAGAAUGGAUUAUUAUCAGUAGUUUCAUGAACAGGAACACCACCAGUUGAAUUGCUGUCUUAACAAAAUGUCCCUUGCCUUCACUUGUUCUAAAAUAAUAGGACUAAAGGUAGGGGCUGAGUUCAGCAAAGGUGCUUUCUAUUUCCAGCCCGUUUUAGUCACUCACACCCUACGCUCAAGCACCAUUUGGCAUACUGGAGUCCUUGACCUAAUUUCCCUGUCAUCAGAAGGGAUAGGCAUUGUUCCUGAACCUCAUCCACCUUUUGUUGCCUUGGAAACCAUGACAGCUAGCAGUCAUAUUUGCUAAUGGAAGGUCAUCUGCCUUCUGAGUUGGACUGGUAGACAGUUUUACUAAAGGCAUACUGUGAAAGUCCGCCAUUUCAAGGUUCUGUAUCGGGUAGAAGAAGAGACUUCAGGAGAAGGGCCAAGAUUAACACCAACGUUUAGUCUAAUCCUAGCCUAUAUUCAAUAUUAAAUUGGGGUGGGGAGACCCCAUUGACCAUGAAACAUUAGCUGACGAUUCAACUAUUCAUGCCUACUUCUAAUAGACCCAUGGCCUUUAAAAAGAUGUGAUUGAGUCUGGCUCUGGAGCAGUUCUAAGCUUAAAUGUUCCUUAAUACCAAUUUCAUUCUAUAUCUUUUAAGUUUAUGAGGCUGCUGUGAGACAGCCUCUAUUUAAAGGGCCUAUGAAGGGAGAGCAGAAGAGCAGAAGGGGCCAUGACUUUGUCCGUCAAUGGUUAUUACAAGUGCUUUUUUUCAAGAAAAUAGGUGCUAUUUUCAAGAAAAUAGGUUCUCACCAUGAAGUUGUUACAGUAAGUUGCUGCUCGACAACCCUGAACAGAUGCUGGUUUGACAACAGCUUCGUUCACCGCAGGCAGAGGAGUGAAAAACUAGGGCAAGCUGUCUCCCUAGCUAAUUUUUGGGUCACCCCUGGUUCUGGUGCAGGUCAAAUAAAUGUGCCCCUGCCAGUGCCAGAGCCAGUGUGGUGUAGUGGUUAAGAGUGGUGGACUCGUAAUCUGGUGAACCAGAUUCAUGUCCCUGCUCCUCCACAUGCAGCUGCUGGGUGACCUUGGGCUAGUCACACUUCUCUGAAAUCUCUCAGCCUCACUCACCUCACAGAGUGUUUGUUGUGGGGGAGGAAGGGAAGUACGUAAAGGCAAGAAGCAGGCAGGGGAGAGCUGUCCCUCAAUGGCACCCAACUGAGAGGUGCCGGAACUGUGUUCCAGCGCACUCUGGCUGAAAAAAUGCACUAGUUUUUACCUAGGCAGCAGACUGAGCAGGCACAUAGGUAACCUGGGUGAGAGGCAUUGUCUUUCUUUCUUUCUUUCUUUCUUUCUUUCUUUCUUUCUUUCUUUCUUCCUUCCUUCCUUCCUUCCUUCCUUCCUUCCUUCUUUUUAAUUGGAUUAGUCCAACACAAAAAGGAGAGAAGCAAGAUAAAGAAAAACAGUAUACAACAAAAGGUGAGUAAGCACAAACCUUUCAGUUGUGUACAGAGAUUGUGCAAAGCAAUGGGUCAGUACAUCUGGCUGUUAACCAGAGGUUUGGUGGGUAGGAUUGCUGCAUUACAGGGGGCUGGACAAGAUGACCCUCAGGGUACCUUCCAAAUCUACAAUUCUAUAAUUCACAAUGUAGGGAUUCUUGUCAUUUGGAAACAUUUAAUUUAGGCUUGAAAGACAAAUACCCAGAAGAACUAGCAGGUGAGCAAUAGGUUCUAUUGCUAUGAGAGAGAGAGAGAGAGAGAGAGAGAGAGAGAGAGAGUCAGGGAAGACCUUCAUCUUGGUACUGGGCAUUAGCAUCACAUUCUCCCAUACCCUUCUGGAGAGGCAAGCCAUUGCCAUAACUGCAUUGCCAAUACACAAGUCCCGCUUAGUGUCAAUGGAGAGGUUGCUGGUUAUGGUGGAACCCACGUAGACAAAAUUGUCUGUUAGUAUAAUGCCCAAUCAAAUGAUGUCAAGAGUCAUUAAUGUUUCCAUUUACAGGCAAGCAAAAAUCAUAAAAAUCGACCAAACAGCUGC
Messenger RNA from Podarcis lilfordi (Lilford's wall lizard), 25809 nucleotides. The record is from the annotation of a GenBank genome assembly. Lineage: Eukaryota; Metazoa; Chordata; Lepidosauria; Squamata; Lacertidae.